GUAACACUGCCGGUUCAGCUGCGCGGGCUUUGAUGUUAGUUAUGAUUAUUUGCUGUGCAAAAGAUGAAUGAAAAUGAGCCGGAAACGAAAAUUCCUGCGCCUACAAGUGCAGCUUCGGGUCAAAUACAGGCUAUAGCCAAGGAUACAGUACACAAGAUCUGCUCGGGACAGGUGGUGCUUAGCUUGGCGGUGGCUGUAAAGGAGCUGGUUGAGAAUUCAAUUGAUGCAGGUGCCACACUGGUCGAGAUUAAGCUCAAGGACCAAGGACUGCAAGGUGUAGAAGUCUCCGACAAUGGCUGCGGAGUCGAGGAGUCCAAUUUGGAGGGCAUGACUGCCAAGUAUCAUACCUCGAAGAUUCGAGAGUUUGUGGAUCUGCUGGGCGUGGAGACGUUUGGCUUUCGUGGCGAAGCUUUGAGCUCGCUUUGUGCCCUCUCUGACAUGACAAUUGUGACGCGUCACAAAUCCACGGAUGUGGCUCUCAAAAUCGAACUUGAUCACGAGGGCAAGAUCAAGAAGCGUUCGCCUUGCGCUCGCGGGGUCGGCACAACGGUUUGUUUGGGUAAUCUCUUUGCGACGCUGCCCGUGCGGCGUCGCGACUUUUCGCGCAACAUCAAAAAGGAGUUCACCAAGAUGUGCCACAUACUGCAAGCCUAUUGCCUGGUCACCAAAGGUGUGCGGCUCAUCUGCAGCAAUCAGACGCCCAAAGGUGCCAAGUCCAUUGUCCUGCAAACCCACGGUGCACAAGAUGAGCUGGCCAACAUUUCAGCGGUGUUUGGUGCCAAGCAAGUGGCGGAUUUGGUGCCGCUUAAAUCCCCCUUCGAAGCGGGUCAACUGAGUGAGGAGGGAUUGCGUGCUGAGCUACAAUCGGCGAGCGAAGCAGCUGACACAACUUGCACACAGUUUAGUGCCGAGGAUGUGGAGCGUUUGAAUCAAGCAGACUUUAAACUGGAAGGCUACAUUUCCAGCUGUCGCCAUGGCGCUGGUAGAUCCACCCGAGAUCGGCAGUUCUUCUAUGUGAAUAGUCGACCCUGUGAUCCAAAAAAUAUUGCCAAAGUAAUGAACGAUGUGUACCAUCGCUACAAUGGACAGCAACAGCCUUUCAUCUACCUCAAUAUAGUGACAUCUCGUGCGGAUGUGGACGUCAAUCUCACGCCCGACAAGCGCCAAUUGCUGCUCAACAAUGAGAAGAUUCUGCUGCUGGCGCUAAAGAAGUCGCUGCUCGACACCUUUGGCAACUUACCCUCCACAUUCCAAAUGCAAAACGUGUCCAUAGUCAGCAUGUUGGAGCCAAAAGUUAAAGUGGAGGAGGCAAAAGCGACGGCUGCAGAUUUGGAUGAGGAUGAUGUGCCUGUCAGCUCCUCGCAGCGUUUCAUGGACGUGUUGACGCAAUGGCGACGCACAGGUGACACCAGAGGAAAUGCUCCAACGGCGCCAGCUAAGCGACGCUGCGAAGAAACUGAGGAGAUCAAAACACGCGCCAUGAAAAUGCAAAAGAUUCAAGAUUUCCUUACUCAAGAAGAGUCGCCAAAAGAAGCGGAAAUAGAUGAAGAGGAAACUACGAAACAAGAGAAAAGCGAGAGCAGCCCCGACAGCAGCUUGGUCAAUUUAAAGCAGCUCGAAGAGGAGUCAAAAGCUUAUGAUGGAAUGAUUGGAGCAAAAGUGCCCCGCAUUGAUUGCAGACCAUUGACGCCUCUUAAACCGCGCCAGAUUAUGCCACAGCUAAAGCCAAGGAUUAUUCACGUGGAGAGCAAACCAGCAAAGGAAGCAGAGGAGGAAACUGAGGAAGAAACUGAACCAACCGAAGAAAAUGAUGAUGAUCACAUUGAAAUGCCAACACGCAUUGAAUACGAUGGCGAUGAUAACGAUGCAGAAAUGGAUGCUCCCUCCAACGUAGCCAGCGGCGAAAUACGCACUUCCUUGGAGCAAAUAGAAGCCAGCUUGCAGGCACAGGAGCUACAGCAGACCGAGCGCAAACGUCGCGCCAAGCUGCAGCGAUUACGCUUCAAAAGUCAAAUCAAUCCCAGCCAGAAUCAGAACGCUGAAGCGGAACUGCAGAAGGAAAUAACAAAAGCGGACUUUGCACGCAUGCAAAUCAUAGGACAAUUUAAUCUGGGUUUCAUCAUUGUGAAGCUGGAGGAUGAUCUGUUUAUUGUAGAUCAACAUGCAGCAGAUGAAAAGUAUAAUUUCGAGACGUUGCAACGCAGCACGCAGCUUGAGCAUCAACGUCUCACAGUGCCGCAAACACUUGAGCUAACGGCAGUCAAUGAGAUGGUGUUGCUGGAUCACCUGCCGGCCUUCGAAAAGAAUGGUUUCCGAUUCGAAAUCAACAGUGAAGCUCCUGCCACGAAGAAGGUGCGUUUGUUGGGCAAACCCUUCAGCAAGAACUGGGAGUUUGGCAAAGAGGACAUCGAUGAGCUGAUCUUUAUGCUGCAGGAUGCACCCGAGGGCACCAUCUGUCGUCCAUCACGCAUACGCGCCAUGUUCGCUUCACGCGCUUGUCGCAAGUCCGUCAUGAUUGGCAAGGCAUUGAAUAGAGGCACCACAAUGAGACGCCUCAUCACCCAAAUGGGCGAAAUCGAGCAGCCUUGGAAUUGCCCGCAUGGACGCCCUACCAUGCGUCAUCUAAUCAAUAUCACGAUGCUGCUGGAUGCGGAGGCGGACGACAACGAUAAUGAUGGGAAUGUCAACGAAUGUGAAACCCCGGCAGCUGUGGAGUCCACAGUCAAACAGAAGUCAUAAUAAAAGACAUUUGAU
Messenger RNA from Drosophila nasuta, 2754 nucleotides. RefSeq names its product mismatch repair endonuclease PMS2 (gene Pms2). Gene Ontology annotation, cellular component: MutLalpha complex. The transcript has 8 exons. Lineage: Eukaryota; Metazoa; Arthropoda; Insecta; Diptera; Drosophilidae. The record is from RefSeq and is a predicted model, not a curated record. Bases 64 to 2739 code for a protein of 891 amino acids. Gene Ontology annotation, molecular function: ATP hydrolysis activity; ATP-dependent DNA damage sensor activity; ATP binding. Gene Ontology annotation, biological process: mismatch repair.